Molecule: messenger RNA, 1685 nt
Organism: Pseudo-nitzschia multistriata
Lineage: Eukaryota; Bacillariophyta; Bacillariophyceae; Bacillariales; Bacillariaceae
Source: the annotation of a GenBank genome assembly
CGGCACGAGAGAAACAUAUCAAUACGACAGAUCUUUCAAUUUCAAUAAAUCGUCACCCUUUGCGAAGGAAGAACUGCUUGUACCAAUCAUCGGGGAAAUACCAAACGUCUGAACCAUCAAAGAACGGAAAGCAGCUGUAACAAAACGACAGUUACAUUUGAACACUAAACGGGGAAGCAGAAAAUAAACUGCGCAACGCAUACAAUAGCAAUAUUGCACAAUACAGAAUUGAGCCACAAUGAGGAUCGAGAAGUGUUAUUUCUGCUCUUCACCAUGCUAUCCGGGACAUGGAAUCACAUUCGUGAGAAACGACAGCAAGCAAUUCCGAUUCUGCCGGUCCAAGUGCCACAGAAAUUUUAACAAAAAGCGAAACCCCCGCAAGGUCGCCUGGACCAAGGCCUAUCGCAAGACCCGUGGGAAGGAAAUGGCGGUGGACAGCACUUUCGAUUUCGAAAAGAGGCGCAACCGUCCCGUCAAGUACGAUCGCGACCUCAUGGGAAAGACGAUUCUGGCGAUGCGACGGGUGGAGAGCAUCAAGAAGGCCCGGGAACAGCGAUUCUUCGACAACCGGGUCAAGGAUUCGAAGGCCGAAAAGAAACAGCAGGCCCGUGUCGAGAUCGAAAAAUCCAUCGAGCUUCUGGCGCCCGCCGUUGCCAACCGGGAACAGGUCAUGCGCAACGUCAUCGACAGCGCAAAGCAGCGAAUCGCGGCCCGCAAGAAGACGGCAACCCGACAACUGGCGAACGACGACGGCAUGCAGGAGUAGUCAUGAUGCAUUGUUUCUUGCGAUCACUACUGCUUAUCAAUAGCAAUUGGAAGCGCCAAUACUCACUUUGUAUCAAUGCAGUGUUUAACUAAUAGGAUAAUUCUACGAGUAAAGACUGAAGAAAUAUUUCUGUAUAGAUGGUUAUUUGUGGGGAAAUACUCGAUUCGAUACCUUGAGCAACGAACCCGGAUUGGAAAAUUCAUUUUUAGUAUUCAUAAGAUGUUUCUCGAAUACUAACACCUUCUUUGUACAAAUGUGUGCUGCGGAUUUCCCCUCAUAAGCAUCCCACGCCAUUUUUGGUUGAUUAAAUUUAGAUUUAAUAGAGAAUGCCACGAUCCCUUGCUGCGGAGUUAUCUACCGCGUGGCAAAUUACCGAUUCCUUCUCCAUCAAUAAAAAACAUACUACCAUACAGAAAAACGAAACAUAGAAUGUAUCUUCAGUACCGAAUCAAAGAUAACUACCUUAUUCGGUUUUCGAAAAAGAUUCCAACAACCAUACAAAUACAUUCAAUUAUGAAUUACGCUUGGAAACGAGUAGGGGAGGAAGAGGGGGGGGGGGGGGGGCUAGAAUAGUGCUUCAACGCACAUUAUUGCACCAUUUUGUCUUACAUGGAUAAGUAGAGUCCUCGUUCAUAAAUCAAAAUGGAAAACUAAUUCUUAAAAAACAGCUUGGUGACCUUUCGAAGAUAUUAGACUCUGCCCAAAGCCAAGACAAAACAUCGAGGAAACCCGAAAAGAUAUUACAUUGCAUCUGAUGACUUCUACAAGAAAUUGAUUCGUGCGGUUGGGCAACGUUUUGUACACAGUUUGUUGUCGUCUCUCUGUUUCACCAGAUGCGUGCCGUAUCCUCUUUGAAAUGCGAUUCGCUUCGCUCUAUCGAUGACGAUCGAUGACUUCGCAUUCCAAUCAAAUCAAAAGA